Molecule: messenger RNA, 1434 nt
Organism: Schistosoma intercalatum
Lineage: Eukaryota; Metazoa; Platyhelminthes; Trematoda; Strigeidida; Schistosomatidae
Source: the annotation of a GenBank genome assembly
AUGCCUGAUAAACGGUCAACCUAUCCAAAUUCCUAUGAAAAAUAUUUCCCAUUAGAUCGUUCAAAAUCGUUUAUUAGUGUGCACUUAAAUCAGCAGUCAAUAAUAUCCGAUCAUAAAACUGGUGCACGAAAAUCUCCGAUUUCUCGAAAGUUCACUGACGAAUCUCGUGUACAAACAGUCAAAGAUCUUUUUGAAUAUGGCUUAAAUAAUUCGAGAUCCAAUCGGUGUCUGGGGAAACGGCCGUCUUUCAAUGAUCCAUACUCGUGGCUAACUUAUGAUGAAGUAGAUGAGCGAAUAAGGGCUAUCGGGUCGGCACUCUCAGAAAUUGUGAAACUUAAACAUGACUGUGAAAAUUUUGUCGGGAUUUAUGCACCAAAUUCACCAGAGUGGGUUAUUAUGCAGCAUGCAUGUGCAGCAUAUUCUUAUACCAUAGUACCUUUGUAUCCAACUCUCGGUGAUGAAGCUUUGCAACAUAUUCUAUCGCAAACGAAAAUGAACUGUGUGCUGUGUGCUUCAGGAAGUGAAGCUCUUCAUUUAAUGGACAAAUUUGAAUCUUCCCUUGAAAUUUUAAUCAUUAUUGCAAAUGAUUCUAAAUUUGAAGAAGUUAAAUCUCGUUAUAGUUCGAAAGUUUCAAUUUACUUGUUUGAAGAAUUAAUGAAACUGGGGCUGAAUAAACUUUUGCCGAAAAAAGACCCGUUACCAACAGACCUUUAUAUGGUUUCCUACACUAGUGGAAGUACUGGUUUGCCCAAAGGAGUUCUGAUUAGGCACAAAGAAGUUGCAUGUGCCGUAAUUGCACUUCAUGAAUCUAGUGAAUUCAAGAUGAUCAAUUCUAAUUCAGUACAUCUCUCAUAUCUCCCACUGCCACAUAUGAUGGAACAAGUAGCAAUGUCUUCUCAUAUUCUGAUGGGAGCUUGUUCGGGAUUUCUAACAGAAUCUAUUGAUGGUCUACUGGAUGAUGCUCAUAUUUUGAGACCAACUUUAUUGGCUAUAGUUCCACGUGUACUUUCUCGUCUGUACACAAAAUAUCAAAGUGCAUUGGGUGAUUCCGUAGUAAAAAAACAACUUUAUAAUUACAUUGUGAAGAAAAAAUUAGCUGAACAAAAACGUGGAAAAUUUCAUCAUCGAAGCGUUGUGGACACAAUGUUGUUUGGUAAACUUAGAAAGAAAUUUGGCGGACGUGUGUGUUGCGUAGUAUCCGGGAGCGCCCCAUUGUCACCAGAACUCUCAAAGUUUGCACAUGCUGUAUUCAACGUGGUUUUUGAAGGGUAUGGAUCAACCGAAACAAUGGGAUGCGUCACUUUGUCAUCGGUCGGAGAGUACCGUUUAGGUACUGUCGGUGGUGUUGUUUAUGGUGUGGAACUGAAACUUGUGGACGUCCCAGAUUUUGGUUUGGUUGCAUUACGUGAUGGAAGGGGCGAAGUAAGUUUUUAA